Messenger RNA from Ceutorhynchus assimilis (cabbage seed weevil), 1058 nucleotides. The record is from the annotation of a GenBank genome assembly. NCBI's taxonomy places the organism in Eukaryota, Metazoa, Arthropoda, Insecta, Coleoptera, Curculionidae.
GAUCAUUAUCCAAUUGAAUUCGGAACGUGUAUCUAGUUUCUAUUAAGAUAUAAGUAUCGUGUUAUAUAAAGCUAGUUUUCUUAAAGUGAAAAAUAAUUUAAAAAAAAAAUGUGCUUCUUGAAAGUAAAAGACGCAUUAGUUGGAUUUCUUACACUAAUAGUUACCCUGAGCGAUGAUAUGGGAGUAGCUUGCAAACCAAUAAAUGACCAUUCGCCCAUAAUAAAUAUAGUUGGGGAUUCGGAAGAUUCAGAGCUUACACCUUUAGUCCGAGAAUUGAAAUCCCUCAAGAAUCACUUAGGACAAAGUACCUCUACUGGUUUACAUCGAAUUUAUGGACAUUAUAUCAAGCAAAUGAAAGUCAAAAAUCUACAAAAUAUUGAGGAUAGAUUAGCAGCCAUUAAUUCAACCUUUCUGCUUUUGUAUAGAAUCUACCGUUUGCUAUACAACUACCAAUGUGACCUAAAAAAAAUACAAGAUUAUGUCCUCAAUACAGAUGGAAAUUUUUCACAACAAAUCAAACAAAGAAGAGAAAUUUUCAAGGAUCUGAAAGACUAUCUAAGUUUAGCUUUAUCUGAAGUCAAAAAUAUUUUGGAUGAAACAAGAAGAUUCAAAAAACACGGUUGCAGAAUGAAUCUCGUUACAGUUUUCUCAGAUGGAGAUCUUGGAACCAUGCAAAUGAUGGACAAUAAUUUUGUGGAGCAUUUGAAUAAUUUUUUAGAUAUUGCUAUUAGUUUGGUCCAAAAGAGGCAAAUAAUAGAACAAGCAUAUUAUUAUAAUGUCUUGGACUAGCAAAAAUAUUCUAGAAUGGUACCUAUUUGGAUAAAACUUGCCCAAACUGGCAAUACUGCUAAAAACACUCAAAUCCGUUUAUUUAUUUAUUUGUUUAUUUAUUGUUUGUGUGAUUAUUAUUAUGAAUCUCUAAAAUCUAAAAAUAAGCAUGUAAUUAACGUUGUUUGAGUUUUUUAUACUUUUUUUUGUAUUUUCUGCAUUUGUUACAUAUUUUUUAAGGACUUUGCUCUCAAUGUAAAUGAAUAUAACGAUAAUUGUUAUUAAAAUAA